Apodemus sylvaticus (European woodmouse) is the source of this 4654-nucleotide messenger RNA. RefSeq names its product poly(A) polymerase gamma (gene Papolg). Gene Ontology annotation, cellular component: nucleus. Bases 232 to 2451 code for a protein of 739 amino acids. The transcript is spliced from 23 exons. The record is from RefSeq and is a predicted model, not a curated record. Lineage: Eukaryota; Metazoa; Chordata; Mammalia; Rodentia; Muridae. Gene Ontology annotation, molecular function: poly(A) RNA polymerase activity; RNA binding.
GGCAGUCUGGGAAGCAGCGCCAUAUUGGCGGCGGCCGCGCUGUAUUGUCAUAAAUAGAGCCGGUUUGUGGUGUUUUCACUACUCGGUUGAAUGCCUCGGCUGUAGAGAGUGGGGAAGUGAGCGAGCAAGCGAGCUACAAGCGAGCGAAGGGAAGUGGACAGAGGAAGGAAGAGAGGGCAAGAACAGGACCCCAAAGCGAAAGACACUCGCUGGCGAGAGACGCAGGAAGCGAUGAAAGAGAUGUCUGCAAACACUAUGCUGGACAGCCAGCGUCAACAAAAGCAUUAUGGAAUUACCUCUCCAAUUAGUUUGGCAUGUCCUAAAGAAAUUGAUCAUAUUUAUACACAGAAAUUAAUUGAUGCCAUGAAACCAUUUGGAGUAUUUGAAGAUGAGGAAGAAUUGAACCACAGGCUGGUUGUUCUUGGUAAAUUGAAUAAUUUAGUAAAAGAAUGGAUUUCUGACAUCAGUGAAAGUAAGAAUCUCCCACCUUCUGUUGUGGCUACUGUUGGUGGUAAAAUUUUCACAUUUGGAUCUUACAGGCUUGGAGUACAUACCAAAGGAGCUGAUAUUGAUGCACUUUGUGUAGCUCCAAGACAUGUGGAGAGAUCAGAUUUUUUUCAGUCCUUUUUUGAAAAAUUGAAACAUCAAGAUGGCAUUAGAAACUUAAGAGCUGUAGAAGAUGCGUUUGUACCUGUUAUAAAAUUUGAAUUUGAUGGUAUUGAAAUUGAUCUAGUCUUUGCAAGAUUGGCAAUACAAACCAUAUCAGAUAAUUUAGAUCUAAGAGAUGACUCUCGCCUGAGAAGCCUUGAUAUACGGUGCAUUAGAAGUUUAAAUGGAUGUAGAGUAACUGAUGAAAUUUUGCACUUAGUGCCAAAUAAAGAAACUUUUAGACUCACCCUAAGAGCUGUCAAAUUAUGGGCAAAGCGCCGUGGUAUUUAUUCCAACAUGCUGGGAUUCCUUGGUGGAGUCUCCUGGGCAAUGCUGGUUGCCAGAACUUGCCAACUGUAUCCGAACGCAGCAGCUUCAACUUUAGUUCACAAGUUUUUUUUAGUUUUUUCCAAAUGGGAAUGGCCAAAUCCUGUGCUAUUGAAGCAACCAGAAGAAAGCAACUUAAAUUUGCCUGUCUGGGAUCCUCGGGUAAAUCCGUCAGACAGGUAUCACCUUAUGCCAAUAAUUACCCCUGCCUACCCACAACAGAAUUCUACAUAUAAUGUGUCUACAUCAACUCGAACAGUAAUGGUAGAAGAAUUCAAACAAGGUCUUGCAGUUACAGAUGAAAUUCUUCAAGGGAAAUCAGAUUGGUCCAAACUAUUAGAGCCACCAAAUUUCUUUCAAAAAUACAGACAUUAUAUAGUACUGACUGCCAGUGCAUCAACAGAAGAGAACCAUCUAGAAUGGGUUGGAUUAGUAGAGUCUAAAAUCCGCGUUCUUGUUGGAAACUUGGAACGGAAUGAAUUUAUUACUCUUGCUCAUGUGAAUCCCCAGUCAUUCCCAGGAAAUAAAGAACAUCAUAAAGCCAACAAUUACGUAUCAAUGUGGUUCCUCGGGAUAAUUUUUCGGAGAGUAGAAAAUGCAGAAAGUGUUAACAUAGACUUGACAUAUGAUAUACAGUCAUUUACUGAUACAGUGUACAGGCAGGCAAACAAUAUAAAUAUGCUAAAGGAUGGAAUGAAAAUUGAAGCAACUCAUGUAAAGAAAAAACAGCUUCAUCAUUACCUACCAUCAGAGAUUCUUCAGAAGAAAAAAAAGAGUCUUUCUGAUGUAAGUCGGAGUGUAGGGGGCCUUCAGUCCAAAAGAUUAUCUCUGGAUAGCAGUUGUCUGGACAGCUCCAGAGACACUGACAGUGGAACACCUUUGAACUCUCCAGUGUCUGCAAACAAGCCUUCCAACCCAGAGAGCCCCACAGGAGAAGCAGGAAGGAGUAGUGCUGAGCCUGUGGCUGUGACUGUGGAGAGGCUGCCAAGUGUCCCCCCAGCUCAGGGGCUGUCCAUUCCUGUCAUUGGUGCAAAGGUUGACCCUACAGUGAAAGCUGUAUCCUCCCCUGCUGUAUGCACCAUUCCUACUGUAGUAGGACGGAAUGUUAUUCCUAGACUCACAACACCCCACAACCCUGUCCAGGGACAACCACAUCUAAAUGGGAUAUCAAAUAUUACUAAGAAUGUUACACCCAAAAGAUCCCAUUCACCACCUACAGAUGGGACUUCUAAGAGACUGAAAGACAUAGAAAAGUUCAUCCGACUUGAGACGGCAUUUAAGGAGUCCCGUGCUGCCGAGGAUAGGAAAAGAAAACCAAUGGAUUCGAUUGGUGGAGAAUCUAUGCCUAUUCCAACUAUUGAUACAUCACGCAAAAAGAGACUACCCAGUAAAGAACUGCCAGAUGCAUCAUCUCCAGUUCCAGCGAACAACAUCCGAGUCAUCAAAAACUCCAUCCGCCUGACCCUUAAUCGGUAAUGGCAGCACCUCUUGCCUCAGAUACUCUGGAGCAUGAAGCUGGAUGAUUAUGAAGGACUGUCACCCGGCCUGAGCCUACGAAGAUGACUUGGUAGGAGGCCUAGUUAGAUUUUAGGUCUGAGAAAGAAGCGUAGCCAGCACUGUAGUAGGUCAAGGGUCCAUUCAGCAUGGUCAGUAGGUCAGCACCAGACUCUGUAGAGAGGGAGUUAUUGCAUCAGCCAGUCUGGCAGUUGAGGAAUUAGAUGAUCUGAUAUGGUGGGCUGUUCACAAGUGAACGCACCCUGACGGUAGGGAGGACUUCGUACAUUUCCUUACAUUGUGGGAGUUGUGUGGACCGCUGCCAGGUAAGUAAAAAGUAUGGGACUCAGUGGAAUCGUUGCUGGCUGUUCGCAAGUAUGUAGCUAUAGCUAGAAAUUUUUCUACCAAGCCAAAUGACCUGCAGCACUUAGACAAAUGUUCAUUUUCCUACGGACCCGGGCUUUGACGUGCUCAUUUCUCCGUGACUGCUCUGGAGACUAACAAAGGAGAACACACCUGGAAGCUUCAGCUUUGAGAAAUUUACCCAUUUCAUGUUGAAAGUACUUGGAAUUUUUUUUUUUUUUUUUGGUUUGGUUUUGGUUUUGGUUUUCCAGACAGAGUUUUUCUGUGUAGCCCUGGACAUCCCGGAACUCACUCUGUAGACCAGGCUGGCCUCGAACUCAGAAAUCCGCCUGCCUCUGCCUCUCAAGUGCUGGGACUAAAGCCACCACUACCCGGGCGAAAGUACUUGGUUUAACAUCAUGUAAAACUGGGAGAAGAAUUAAUUUUUAAAGUUUACUGAUGCUUAAAAUAAAUCUAAUUUUGUCUGAAGACAGCCAUUCAGUAAUGCUAGUAAAAGCUUACUAAUUUUGCAGUUAAGUGAAAAUGGACAGUGUCUAACAGGCCAACAUUUUUUCCACAGCAUCCCCUAAGAUCCCCUCUGUAACCUUCGCUGGCCUGAACCCCGCUGUUUAGAUCCUGCCAGCUUACAGCUUUGGGCAAUUCUCCUUCCUCAGCACCUGGCUUGUUUCUUGGUCUGAAAAUGGGAAUUUCUAGCUUGAGGGUCAGGAGUACCAGACAGUCCUUUGGACUUGUGUAUAAGGUUUUGUGUAUUUUUCCAGGCAAGGGAAGUUAGCUUUCUCGGACUAGUCCAUGCCCUAAAAAAGGAGGCCAAGGGUUGAGACCACCAGGAUUGAACAGUCUUAGAAGAUUUUAUUUUGAUUUUGCUGCAGUAGAUUUCUAGAUGCAAGGUGGGCUAUGAGGGGCCUCAGAAAUACCGUAUUCAUUAGGUAGUUUAUAUACCCUGGGUGGAACUUAAUGUGGUUGGUAUUUAGAAGGCUGUUUACCAUCAACUUUCCUAUGCUAACUUAGAUUCAUUAUCAAGGUCACUCAGAAUAGAAUACCUUAGAAUGAUCCUGAAAGGUGAUAGAAAAAUAGAGAGCAGAAUUCGUUGCGUCCCAUGCAUUGAUGUUUUCACUUGCUCCUCCAAGUUUGUUCUUUAGGCCAGAACACACUAAACUUACCAAUAAAUAUAAAUGCAUUGGAUUUUUUUACAUAUGUAUUUUGUAUAAACAAAUUUAUGUUUAAAUCAAUUACUACCUAGUAAAUCAUACAAAACUUAGGAUUUGUGCAAAUGAUUGAAGGAAAUCAGUCUCAGCAAUGACAACUUUUCCUUAGGAUUUUCUACGGGAAUUAUAUAAGGUCCUUUCCACAUUUUCUAUUUUUGAAAUAAUCUAAUAAUUUUGAAUUUGAAGGUAAGUGAACACAAGAUUAUCAAAUUUGUUAAAAAUUUUUAAAGACUUAUUUUUGACUAUGUGAUUGUGGGUGUGUAAUGUGAGUGCAGUGCCCACAGAGGCCAGAAGAGGGCACCUGAAGAGCCCCUGACGCUGCAGUAAUAGGCUGUUGUCAGCUGCCCAAUUCUGGUGCUGGGGACCAAACUUAGGUCCUCUGGAAGAGCAGCCAGAUUCCCCCCUGCUGAGCCAUCCCAACAGCCUUUUAAACUGACUUUUGAAAAGACCCACAGAGAAUAUCUUUAAUGUACAAGGUGCUACAUCUCGUCAGAGUGUUCACAGAAUGGUUGCUGCUGCUGCUCUUUUCUCCAUAGUUGUGUGGUACAUGUUAGUUUUGUCUUAUUUUAUAAUUGUACACAUGAGCUUCAUUUGUCUGGAAUAAGUAAUCUAAUAAA